UUCAUAUCACCAGCCCUUUAUUCGGUCCUCCAUUAUUAUGGUUCACUGGUAACAUGUGAUUGAGACCGACAGGUUUUUAUAAAAGUUUAUAGAAAUCUUUUAUGGCUCAACAAAUGCUUAUUCAUACCCCGAUCAAACACUGUCACUCCCUUAUUAAAGAAGUUGAACUGCUAGAGUACUUCCCAUGGAAAAUCCAUCGACAGACACAGGAGGCAGUUAUGCAUGAAUUAGGGAACCAAAUGGGGGAGCGACAGGACGGAGGCAGGGGGUCAGGGUGUGGUUGUUAACUGAAGCUGUUGCAGGGAUGUUUAAUGACUGACCGCUUGAAGGAGGGAGGAGGUCCAUUGUGUUCAGCUCUGCAGCGGCUCACGGGCCAACUCACACUGGGGCCUUGCUUUGACGUGCUGAAGCAGAGAGGGAGCAUAAAGGGGGUGAAGACGCACAUUUUGCAGGAAUUAAAGUUUCAUUUUGAGCAGUUUGUAAAGGGAGUCACUGCAGUCAGUCCCCUCCUCAUGCAGAGCACCCAAGCUGGAGUUGGGGUGGGACAUGCAAAUCCAGCCUGUGUGUGUGCCUGCCCCCUCAGAGGCAGCAGAGCAGCACACUCGCUCACGCAGACGACAGAUUGCCUUGAGGGUUGAGCCUCGUCGCUGGUACACUCCUGCCUGUGUGUGUACAUGGAGCUGAAACUUUAGACACACUCACACUCUUGUCUCCUCUUUUCCCACUGUCCCCUCCUCCAGCACACCUUUAUGUUGUUUGUCUUCUUUUUUUUUCCUCCCCUUUCACUCACUAGCUUCCUCUCAACUCUGUGCUCUCAGACUUUUUUGGGAUUUGUGUGAUAACUGUGAUGCUGAAGAUGCUGCUGCUGGUUGAGCUGCGUGCUCGCUUCAGGGCUCACUGAGGAAAACGGCAGGACUUCACAUGCCAUGGGGAACUGAGAAACCUGAAGCAACAACUUUUUUCACCUGGCAUUCCCAGGAGUUUGGAAUUUAUUGAGCUUUUUAAACUGACAAAUAACAAGAAAAAACACAAAAACAAUGAGGACCAGGCUGUACCUGCUCACUGCACACCUCUUUCUGUUGGGAGUUUUGCUCUCUGAGGUGGACAGUAAAGGAACUUUUUAUGGAGGCCAGAUCAACCCUUUCUAUGGACACAGAUACAACCUUUACAAGGCUGGAGUCAACCCUCAGCAUGCACCAAACAAACCCAUGACUCGUCACAAAAACCACUGUGCCUACAUGGUUCAGAAGAACGUCACAUGUAUCAUGCAGGAUGGAGUGGCGACGUUUGUGAAGGCUGAGUACACCACCAAGUGCAUCUGGGGGCAGAAAUGCCCUGUUGUUGUAUACAGGACGUUUUUCAAGCCUCUGUACAAGGUGGGAUUUAAAACGGUGACCGAGCUGGAGUGGAGAUGUUGUCCGGGAUAUUCAGGAGAAGCCUGUGGCGACAGGCACACAUCCCUGCCUGAAGUUACUGGAAGAGGCCAGCCAGACCCGGGCAAACCCUUCCCAGGCGUGCCCACAGGACAAGUGCCUUCAAUCAGUGGAAGACCCACACAUGGAGUGACUGGAGAGCGCCUGAACCACAUGGACAGAGACCUGCAACGCUUCAAUCACAGUCUAAGAACCCUCAAUGGGGUGGUAGCCAGCCUGGCAGACAGACUUAGCACACUCAAUGGAUUUGGUGACUUAAAAAGCAUAGUGACAGAAGUCCAAGGCCGACCUGUCCUAACCCCUGGCUUGACCUCUCAUCUGGAGGAAAUCUUAGAUGAUAAGCUAGCAACGCUGAGGACAGAGAUCUACAAUCACUUUGAGGAUCGCCUGGACAGGCUGGAGAAACACUACAACGAGAAGAUCCAGGAAGUGCAGAAGCAGUGCCUUGUGGAAUGCUUGAACGGCUGGGAGCAGAUUCAGCAGCGACUGGAUGGAACCGAAACCAUUGGUAAAAAAGAGUCUGGACCUUUGCCACAUCAAAUCCAGGGUUUGACUCUGACAGAAAGCUGCUGCGGACAGGUGAACAACUUGUCUGAGCAGAUGCUGUGGCUGCAAAGGUCGGUCCAAGAUCUGACAGGAUCUCAAAGUCAUCUGAAGACAACCCUCACUGAACAAAGGAUCCACACAGAGACCAUUGUCCAGAACCCCUUAGUAGACAUAAAGGGUAAGCCUUUUUCAAGUAGUAUCAGACCUGGUGGAGUCAAUGGGUUUUCUGAUAAGAGCCACAUUAAUGGCAGCACUUCCAGUCUUCUGGAUGGUCAUGUGAUCCCCGCCCUGGAGACGGCCAUUGAGUCCUUGAGGACAAAAGUGGAGGGGGACUUGAGUGGGAUACAGAAACAUUUAGUAGACUUAGAGCAUCUCUGCACAUCCUCUUGUGCACGCUGCCCCCCACCAGCAGGUGGUGUCAGUGGCACUGUGGUAGAGGAGGAGUGUCCCGGAAUGGAGAAGAAAAUGACGGAUCGUCUGGACUUCCAUUCUAAUUGGUUGGACCGCCUUAACACCACCUUGAAUAACUUGCUCAUCCGGACCGAACAGGAAAGCACAGAGGGCACAGUUCAGGGAGAGAUCACACUGCUGAAAGUCAACAUCAACUCUGUGAAUCGCACUCUGAAGGGCUUGAGAGACUCUUUAACUUUUAUUGCAACUGAAGUGGGCCAUGCUAACUCAUCAUGGGAGCAGAGGGAACACCAGCUUGUCAACCAGUUGCAAGGACUCACCAAACUCAUGGGUCAUCAGGCCUCUCUCCUCGGAGCAGGCGAGAGGCGGCUGGCUCAGCUGAAGGAAGAGCUGGCUACCUUAAAAAGACAGUUGACCGGGGGGCUGCAGGGCUGCCGCAGCGCUGCCAUGGAGGUUCAGGAGGACGUGAAGCACGUUGACACCAGAGUGACCCAAGUAGAAGGGCAGUGCAGCAACCUGCGAGACAUGGUGGAGCACCUGGAGAGAAUCAGGGCUGAGCUAGAGAGACAUUCUGACACCUACCUGGCCCAGGUGAACGGCACCUUGACCACACAUUCAGAACAGCUUGCUGAGCUGAAAAGAAGAUCAAAGACUGCACAGCCAACCAAACAUAAGACCAGUGGCGUUUGAACUACGGUGUUAGAUAGAAAAACUUUGUGUAUGUGUGCGUGUAAUUAAACUAAAAUGAACGCUCUUUUCUGUGUACUUUAUUUUUUUGAUGCAGCCAAUAAAAGCCAUUUCCUAUAAGCUACCUGCUCCAGGUUUCCUGGGUGUUUGCUUGAUUUAUCAGAGUAAAAAAAAAAA
Molecule: messenger RNA, 3254 nt
Organism: Oryzias melastigma (Indian medaka)
Lineage: Eukaryota; Metazoa; Chordata; Actinopteri; Beloniformes; Adrianichthyidae
Gene: emilin3b
Product: EMILIN-3
Exons: 5
Coding region: 1038-3080 (680 amino acids)
Cellular component (GO): extracellular matrix
Molecular function (GO): protein binding
Source: RefSeq, a predicted model, not a curated record